AGUACACCACUAGACAUAGCGGGGGAUUGUUGCUUGUCUUACAAUUUUCAUUUUUAACAAAAAUAAACACAGUUGUUUUUUUUAUUUUUGAACAACGUAUUUUAAUUUUGUAAACAAGUGUUUUUGAAUUAAACUAUGAAAUCGUUGUAAAGUGUUUGAACAAAGCUUAAUAUGUUAAAAUUUUUGAAAAAUAUGUGAUUUGUAGUUUUUCAUCGUAGGUACCUAUUGAUUUACAAUGACCCAUAGUGGGGUUGGUAUUGCCAGAGCUUUCGUGGGCUGUGCUUCGGCUCCUCGGAAGCGCAUCACCGUGUUAUUUCUAUUAUUUAGCUUCGGAGUAUUCACUAUAGCGAUCUUCGGUAGUAGUGGUUCUAAUUUGCUCCGUGAGAACCAGAUGGAGGAACAUAUAGCACAGAUACAAUCUCAUUUGCAGUUCCUCGAUUCUUUAUACAGAGCAAGACAAGAAGACUUGAUUGCUUUGCAAAGUAAGAUCCUUGCUGGUCGCAGUAACAACACUCCGCACCAACAAAUGACGUCUCCAUUCUUCGAAGCUUAUGCGACGUUGAUAACGCCAGAGCUUAUGGUCAUGUUGAAAAACCUGACGGGAACAAAGGCAGCCAUGGGUAUGCAACCGAAAAAUCUCCAGCUUUUACGUACCCCCUUCGUGUUUCAACUGCUUCCACAUCUGAUGAAUGAUCCAUUUAGCCUUCGUCCCUCAUACCACAUGAAAUCCGGUCGAGUAUUUGUCGAUGUUGUUAUAGGCAUACCGACCGUCAAACGUGAUAAGGAAAGCUAUCUUAUGAUCACUCUCACACACUUGAUCAACGGCUUAAAAAAAGAUGAACUCAAUUCCACUCUCAUCGUCGUUUUUAUCGGAGAAACGGAUUUGGAAUAUGUUCUAAGCACAGCCAGACAAAUUGAAAUCAUGUUUCCACAACAUGUGGACAGUGGAUUAAUUGAAGUUUUGGCUCCUUCGGCCUCUUAUUAUCCCGACUUUAAUAUUCUCCAGAAAACCCUGGGUGACUCUUUAAAGCGUGUGAAAUGGCGCACGAAACAAAACUUGGAUGCUAUUUAUUUGAUGUCGUACGCUCAGACUAAGGGUACAUUUUAUCUCAUGCUCGAAGAUGAUGUCAUUGCUAGAAAGCAUUAUAUGCAGGAUAUCAAACAGUUCACCGCAGCAACGAGCGUCUCGACACCGAAUUGGUUUUUCCUGGAGUUCUGUCAAGUUGGCGGCAUCGGCAAGCUGUUCCGAUCAUCCGAUCUGAUCCACUUCAUCACCUACGUGCAACUGUUCUACAAGAACAUGCCCAUCGACUGGCUUUUAGAGAGCUACUUGGCCGAUAGAGUAUGCACCAUCGACAAGACUUCGAAAGUUUGUGGAAAGAACAAGAUCCAAAUUCGCCCAAAAUACAAAACAUCCUUGUUCCAACAUAUUGGGCUCUACUCUUCGCUAAAGGGGAAGAUACAGAAAGUAAAGGAUAACCCAUAUGGCGCAGUGCCAACAUAUUACCCACAUACUAAUCCACCGGUUCAAUCUUUGAGGACUAGUAUUCAAGAGCAAUCUGACCAUACGUUAAGGAGGGCUUACGAUGGGCAAACUUACUUCUGGGGCGUUAAACCGAAGAAAGGCGAUAUGGUAGAAUUUUGGUUCGAGAAGCCAACUCUAAUUGAAAGUUACACUUUCCGGAGUGGCAACGUUGACCACGUAUCCGACAAAUUCUAUAACACUGUGGUAGAAGUGAUGCCAUCUAAGACUAAUAACUUCACUGUUGUCGGAGCAUUUGACGAGUUUGGCCUUGCUGAUGGUGAAAUUAAGAAGGAAAUUGGACCUAUUGUUGCAAUGCGCCUGAGAAUCAACAGCGACAGUUUUUACUGGGUCAUCCUCAGCGAGAUCGAACUUAAAACACGGGAGGAUUCAAGAUGACAGAAUGUGAAGAUACCUUGGGAGCGAUACAAAAAGCUAAUACGAGUAAAACCACCACAAAUGAAACGACAUCGCCUCUUGGUGCGGCUAUCGGGCGACGAGUCCUAAAUUAUUGUCAUAUUAGCUACACUUUUCGACGAACUUGGAACGUGUCGAAGCUUAAAAUAACGACACAUAAUUAUUUCUAGACAUUUAUUACGUAACCUUAAUAAUCUUAAUCAAAUAAAAAACUCACUGUCAUUUGAAACUAAAUUAAUAGAGUUACCUACUACUUUGGCAAAGCAAAUAUAUAGCACGUACGUUUUGGAUAAGGUUUUUCUAUUUAAUUUAUUUUAGAAUUUUAUUUUUUUUGCGUAAAAGCAAUUUAUUAUCUAUUUGUUUUGUAAAUAACACAUUUUUACUCGAUGUACCUCCACUAAUAUGGUGUUAUGUGCGUCUAGAAUGGUCGACCUUUUUUUGAGCCCUUUUUGAAAAACUUUUUCAUACCAUUUUAUUUGUAUUUUGUUUAUUUUUUUGACUUUUUUCUUUUCAUUUUUGCAAUUUCUUAUCUAUUUGUACUUUAAAUAAAAUAUAAAUUUGUCUAUAUAACUGUACUAAUAUGAUGUUAUUUGCGUUUUAAAAAAACUUAACAUGAUUAAAAAAACAAUUUUAAUCAUGUUAAGGUACUAGGUUACUUUAAGUAGUUCUUAAGUCGUUUGUGAAUGUAAAUUUUGCUAAAUACCAAAGCUCAAUGUGUAACUAUUGUAAUAAUAAUUUAUUUACUAGUUAAUGACUUGCCAUGGGGUUUUAAUUCAGUAGACUCCAGCAAUUAUGAAGAAACAUUCGAUCUUUGUUCUUUCUAGUUGGUAACAAGGUAGCUAAAUAUUUUUCUGUAUUGUUGAUGUUUGCCAUAUAUAAUUAUAUUAGAGUUUUUGUUGUUUUAAAAAUUCGUCAAUUUUUAUCAUUUGCCUAAAUACUUAAUUAAAUAUAUUUAGAUUUAAGUAGUGAUAAUGCAUUCCGGUUUCUAAAACACAUAACUAUUCAGUGUGUUUUUAAUUUCAACAGAUGUAUUGUGUAAGAUAUUUAUUACCGGGUAAAGUUCAUGUAGGUAUUAUCAUAAAGCACACUCCUGAGCCUCUUGUCUAGGGGGAAUCGCCCUUCACUAUGCUUACUACUAAAUUUUUUCUUCCCCGACGAUUGUUGAUUUACAAGUUGUUUGGCCGGCUUUACAACAACUAAAUUAUUUGAUAUAAUACCAAAAUGAAUAGCAGUUUCAUCUUCAAGGCUAAUAUCGUAAACGAGUGCGCCAGUAAAUUUGGUAGUAAAGAGGUUUUAAAAAUAGAAACAUAAAUUCAAAAGCUGGCAUGAACCUACUGUGCUGCGUGUACCCCGUACAGGACACGGCGCGUGAUCUCUCUGCUCUCACUGCGUGACAGUGGACGACCUUAUUCCUGAAACCUUUAUCUACCUUCAUCAUAUCUUCUACAUAAACUUGAAAAAACCAGUACAUAUUAUGCAAAUAUCUGUUUUAGAAAAAUCUGUUUAAAAUUAUAUUGAAAGUCAAAGAAAAUAAGUGUAUGUAUACUUAUGUACACACGUAGGAAGUUAUACUUCUUUAGCGGAACAAAACAAAAAAACUUGAGAGACAAUUACCCACUGAAGUUAUCGCUUUGAGGUGUCAGUUCGCGCGCAUCGUAAAAAUUCACUCUCAUCAUUUUUGCCAAACGCCCCAAAAGAAGUAUAACUUCAAAAAGAUCGUUGCCUAGAGUUAUAAUUUAAAAUAAUAUUUGUAUACAUAAUCAUCUAAUAUAACUUUACACAAAACAAGGUGGUUUGGUUUGAAGUAGGUAUGCGCUUAGUGACGUAACGGGUUGGAAAUAAUUUUACUUUGGUUAAGAAUCCGCAAGAUGAAGAAGGAUCACGUGAGGCUCACGUUACCGUCAUCUCAAAUUACCAGCGCAGUUUAACCUAUCAAUAUGUUUGCGGCCAUCACCAAUAUACUGAGUUCACCAAAGCAGUCAAGUUUCUCGGAUGCCUGGACCCCAUAAAUAUUUUUCGGGACUUCGGAGCACUUGCUUCUAUCAAUAACUACUAAAAUCAUACUUUAUACUCAUUAGCAAAAUAUUGCCUUCAUUUGUCCGUGGCCCAAUCUAGACUUUCACACGCAAACUUUAAGCGCACUACACAAUGCGUUUUAACCAAUUUUAACAAUAAAAAAUAUAGUGACUUCACGGCUACUUUCUAAGUUUUGAGUAGUCACCGUGCGCAAUAAGUCAAAUGUGAAUCGAGUUUUUUGGUUGCAUGCUCUGGCAACACUAUUUGUUUUCUGAAGCUUUUCUUCAUUUUGUAAAUUUUCUGCUUUUUUUUUAUAAAACUGAAUUUACAAUCGAGCCUACGGUCCAUAUUGUAAGUGUUUACUGCAGUCCAUGGACACCUGCAGCCAACUUCACACAAGCAAAACUACAACGGCCAAAUAGAAGUGCAAGCACUGGUAUUUGGCGCCAUAAAUAGGUAAGUGCGUGGCACUUACCCAACGGAAUUCCUAGUCAGGAAAGUCCGUAUUAGUCUGUCGUGGCAUCCGACAAGCAUUGCUUUACUCGGUAUCCAUUUUUUAAUUUUUAUUAUUGAUAACCAAGAUAUCCAAAUAAAUGGUAAGCAGGGGUACACGAAGGUUUACGUAGUGGUAACACAUUGUAGCGUAUUAUGACUGCAACAAGAAUGCGUUGGCUUGACCAGGGCAUAGAAUACCAACGUGAAAUAACGCAAAAGGUUGUUGUGUUUCGUAUUGUGAGUGACAAAACUUGAGAGCCUUUUUGCUGAUAACGAGGCGUUUCAUCUAAGCCAUCAGAGGUGAUAACGCAUAUAUAUUUUGAUUCUUCUUGACAAUUAUUACAAAAGUAACGGCCGGCCUUUGCUUUGAGUGAUUACAAAAGUACGAAGUGCGCAUGAUUGAUUGAUGAUUUAGACAAUUUUUAUGUGAAACUGCAAAGUAUCUAAAUUUUUUAAAAUUUGUUUUGAGUACGGUCUGGUUGGUUACAUAAAAGGU
Messenger RNA from Parnassius mnemosyne (clouded apollo), 4946 nucleotides. The record is from the annotation of a GenBank genome assembly. NCBI's taxonomy places the organism in Eukaryota, Metazoa, Arthropoda, Insecta, Lepidoptera, Papilionidae.